AGCAGUAAUUCUCUCCCUUGAGUCUAAAUAUAGCUCGCCGUUGUUUACUCUGAGAGAUGAACUACUUCUUGCCGACGAGAGAUAGAGAGAGAGAGAGAGAGAGAGACUGAGAGAGAGGAAGAGACUAAGAGAGGGGAAAAAGACUGAGAGGGAGACGGGAACUUUUUUUUUAUCUCUCUCGAUUUUUUUUUAAAAUUUUAUUUGAACGGCAGUUGUGUGAGGGAGUCAGUUGUGUUUCCACAACGUAAUGCUUUGUACCGAUAUAUUGCUCGUAUUGAAAGAUGUAAACAUUCCCAGUGUUGGGUUUAUCUGUGGAACACACGACUGGCAUGACUUGUUUUGUCUGUCCGCUCUCAUUGUAGACCAGAUAAAUAGUCCAACGUCAAAGUUCAGGAAUCACUUGUCUUAACUACGAACCACGAUUCCUACUUUUUUUGGAUUCAUUAACAACCUCGAAACUGUGGAUAUAUCAAAUCUGGUCAGAAUAUAGUUUCACUUCCAGAUUGUGCAUCCUAACAUUUCCUGAACUUGUGUGGAUUAUAGACAGAUUAAUCAUUUCUGUGGAUAAGAUCGAACUCAAGGUUUUUAAAUUUCCCUAGCAGACGUUAAUCUAAAGCUCUUCACUUCCGGUAACCUUGAGAAACUACCAUCUUCCUGACAUCCCGGACUACUUGGGGCGUUUUAGCAGGAUUUCUAUUAUUUCUAAAGGCGCCCAUUCCCCGGGCAGGCAAGAUUUGGACGACUUUGUGGACGAGUCGAGCCAUGGCGUGUGCGGGUGUCUAGCAGACAGUAUGAGCUGGUUUAUAACUCACGCUCGCUUCUUACUAAAGUGAUUGGAACGUGAAGGGAAUUAUCAAACGGUUUCAGAGUAAGUUGAUGAUUGGUCGAUUUCAUCCCACGUGACGAACUCCAAGGGCAGUCGUUGGAUGAGCGGUGACUGCAAGAGGCGGAUCUCCUUCUCGGCCGACUCUGUGCUCACAGCCGUCAUCCAGGAUGCCGACACCUCUGAACUGGUCCGAAUCCUGGACAACCACGGCGACGCCGUUCGCGUCAACCAGGUCAACCACGUGGGGCUCACUGCCCUGCACCACGGGGUGCUCAGCAACAACCUGGACACGGUCAAGCUGUUGCUGUGCAACGGCGCCGACGUCAACGCGCAGGACGUCCACGGCUUCUCCCCGCUGCACACGGCCGCGGCUUGCGGCUUCACGCAGAUCGCUAGCAUGCUCGUGCUCUACGGCGCCGACGUCUUCUCUCUCACCGCGCAGAAAGAGACGCCCCUGGACGUGGCCAAGGACAUCGGCGUCAUCCGGCUCUUGAGCGAGGAGAUGCGGAGGCGCUUCCACCAAGAGCUCUUCCUGACGUCUUUCCUGCAGAGAAAAGCCUCAGACGGAUGGAUUUACAUCAAGCAGAACGCCCUGAAGCUUGUUGAUGAGUUCAUGCAGCUGCUUCUCCAUCUCUGGAAGAGGCAUCGGACAAAGUACCCCACCAGAAGACUGCAGAUUCAGAAAGAAGAGUAAAACCUAUUUUCCCAGAUUUCUGAUGCUAAACAUUUAGUCGUCUGAGACAUUGGCAUCGCCUGACCUACACUAAAUAGCUCGCUUGAUUGAAAGAUAUGCAAAGUGUAUGGUUGGUCAGAGGAUUGUUUGACAGAUAUAUCUCUUAACUUAUGUGGUACAUAGUCAUACGGUGUGAUUUGAUUGUUUUAAAAUCAAUUUUUUUUUCUUCUAUUUGCAUAUCAUGAAUUUAUAUUUAUUGAGACUAAAAAAAAAAGUAUUUGUAUAAAUAAAAUUAAAAUAACUUUCUAUCUU
This is a messenger RNA of Biomphalaria glabrata, 1811 nucleotides long. RefSeq names its product protein phosphatase 1 regulatory subunit 12A-like. Gene Ontology annotation, cellular component: cytoplasm. Lineage: Eukaryota; Metazoa; Mollusca; Gastropoda; Planorbidae. The transcript has 3 exons. Gene Ontology annotation, molecular function: protein binding; enzyme inhibitor activity; phosphatase regulator activity. The record is from RefSeq and is a predicted model, not a curated record. Bases 927 to 1520 code for a protein of 197 amino acids.